Trichoderma citrinoviride is the source of this 1152-nucleotide messenger RNA. RefSeq lists its product as hypothetical. NCBI's taxonomy places the organism in Eukaryota, Fungi, Ascomycota, Sordariomycetes, Hypocreales, Hypocreaceae. The record is from RefSeq and is a predicted model, not a curated record. Gene Ontology annotation, biological process: proteolysis. Gene Ontology annotation, molecular function: metallodipeptidase activity. Bases 1 to 1152 code for a protein of 383 amino acids. The transcript has 6 exons.
AUGGAGUCGUCUGAUCACUAUCUGAGGCGGGCUGAGAAACUUCUCGCGGGAACUCCGCUAAUUGACGGACAUAACGAUUUUCCGUAUAUGAUACGCGGUUGGCAUUUGGGCAAAGUCGGCGAUGUUGAUGCUCGCCAAAUGCCGGUCGCCCAUACUGACCUGGACCGGCUGCGAAAGGGCCGCGUUGGAGGCGUCUUCUGGAGCGCCUACGUGCCUUGUCCGAAGGAAAAUUCGACGGAUAACUUCUCGACUGCUGUCCACUAUGAGAGCCUUCGAGAGACUCUUCAGCAGAUCGACAUUAUCCACACCUUAGUCGAACUAUAUCCCGACACUCUUCAGAUUGCACGAUCUUCCGCGGAAGUCUGCGAAGCUCAUGCUUCUGGCCGCAUCGCAAGCUUUAUUGGCGUCGAGGGCUUGCACCAAAUUGCCAAUAGCGCCAGCGUCCUGAGAAACUUCCAUCGGCUAGGCGUGCGAUAUGUUACUUUGACGCACGAUAGCAAUAACCUCUACGCGGAUUCAGCUAACGCUGCUGCUCCCUAUCAUGAUGGACUGUCUGACGAAGGCGUGGAGAUGAUUCAAGAGAUGAAUCGAAUCGGCAUGAUCAUCGACCUGUCACACACGUCAAUCCAAGUCCAGAGACAGGUAUUGGACAUCUCAACGGCGCCGGUCAUCUUUUCCCAUUCCUCUUGUUCUGCCGUAACUCAGCAUCCUCGCAAUAGCCCAGACGAUGUAUUCGAUAUGCUCAAGGCAAAUGACGGAGUCUUCAUGGUUUCGUUUCUUCGUAAGCUCACCGACGCGGCUGAUCCUACUCUAGCAAGAGUAGCGGAUCACAUCCAGCACGUUGGAGAAAGAAUCGGGUAUGAACACGUAGGGAUUGGCUCCGACUUUGAUGGUACCAUGCAAACCCCCGCUGGACUGGAAGACGUGUCAAAGUUCCCUUUCCUCAUUGCGGAGUUGCUGCGACGGGGUGUGUCUGAGGAGUCUGUCAAGGAUAUAGCGGGGAGGAAUGUGCUUCGCGUGUUGGACGAAGUACAACAAGUGUCGGCAAAAUUGGUGGCAGAAGGCACAGCAAUGUUACAUGAUCGGAUUGACCCGAUCUGGGAUGAGAAGAUUAGGGAGGAAGUCAAGAGGGUGCGCGGCGUUGUUGAGUGA